Molecule: messenger RNA, 1976 nt
Organism: Elaeis guineensis (African oil palm)
Lineage: Eukaryota; Viridiplantae; Streptophyta; Magnoliopsida; Arecales; Arecaceae
Product: phosphoribulokinase, chloroplastic
Biological process (GO): carbohydrate metabolic process
Molecular function (GO): phosphoribulokinase activity; ATP binding
Source: RefSeq, a predicted model, not a curated record
AUAUUUUUAUUGCGCGUUGAAAACAAACUAAAAGGCAUCCAGCUCAGAAAUCCUGUGUCCCUCCGGCCACACGCUCUCGCUCCUCCCACCUCAAAAAGCUCCCAUUUCGUCCAGAUCAUUGGGAAUCUCCAAACAAAAAAAGUUUACACCAGGGUAGACUGGCAGAGGAAAAAUCUAAAGCCAUAAAAGCAGUUUCUCUAGAAAAAAAAAUAAGAGAGCGAAAAAUUGAAUAAGAAACUGUCAGAGAAACUGAAAAGGCUGAAGUCAUCAAAAACAAAAAAAAGGAAAGCACACCACAACCCCCUUCGCUCAUCUUCAAUGUCUCCUCCUUCCAACUAGACUUCCCUCUCCAACUCUUCUUACCUUCUCUUAAAGGAAAGAAGAACAACCCACAUCAGCUGCCAUCCCACCCUUAAAAGAAGACAAUAAAUAGCCCAUUAAGGAUGGCAGUUUGCACAGUCUACACCACACCUUCCCUUCACUCCCCUUGCUCUGUCUCCAACCCAACAAAGACUUCCUUUGGAUUCAACCAAAGGCAGCAGGUCAUCUUCUACACCAGUGGGAGGGGAAGCAGAAGGAGGGGAGGAAAGAAAAUUUCGGAGGCCCUCUAUUGCUCUGCUGAGGCUAAGACAGUGGUGAUUGGUCUGGCAGCAGACUCGGGGUGCGGGAAGAGCACCUUCAUGAGGAGGCUGACCAGCGUUUUCGGAGGAGCAGCGGAGCCUCCCAAGGGAGGGAAUCCGGACUCCAACACUUUGAUCAGUGAUACCACCACUGUGAUAUGUUUGGAUGACUACCACUCCUUGGACAGGACCGGGAGGAAGGAGAAGGGAGUGACAGCUUUGGACCCGAGGGCCAACAACUUCGAUCUCAUGUAUGAGCAGGUGAAGGCCCUCAAGGAAGGGGUGGCUGUGGACAAACCUAUUUACAACCAUGUCACUGGUCUUCUGGACCCCCCGGAGCUCAUCCAGCCUCCCAAGAUCCUGGUCAUUGAAGGACUGCACCCAAUGUUUGAUCCUCGUGUGAGGGAUCUCUUGGACUUCAGCAUCUACUUGGACAUCAGUAAUGAGGUUAAGUUUGCAUGGAAAAUUCAGAGAGAUAUGGCCGAACGUGGGCAUAGUCUUGAAAGUAUUAAAGCUAGCAUUGAGGCUCGAAAACCCGACUUUGAUGCUUACAUUGAUCCACAGAAGCAAUAUGCUGAUGCUGUGAUAGAAGUUUUGCCAACCCAAUUGAUUCCUGAUGAUAAUGAAGGGAAAGUGUUGCGGGUUCGCUUGAUUAUGAAAGAAGGGUCGAAGUAUUUCAGCCCGGUUUACCUCUUUGAUGAAGGCUCCACCAUCUCUUGGAUACCUUGUGGAAGGAAACUGACUUGUUCAUACCCCGGAAUCAAAUUCUUCUAUGGCCCAGACACCUACUUUUCCCAUGAGGUUUCAGUUUUGGAGAUGGAUGGGCAAUUUGACAGAUUAGAUGAGCUCAUAUAUGUGGAGAGCCAUCUAAGCAACAUCUCAACCAAGUUCUAUGGGGAGGUGACUCAGCAGCUGUUGAAGCAUGCCGACUUCCCAGGCAGCAAUAAUGGGACCGGUCUAUUCCAAACUAUCGUCGGUCUGAAAAUAAGAGAUCUAUAUGAACAGAUCGUUGCGAAGAAGGCAGCUGCUCCUGCAGAAGCAGCAAAAGUUUAAUGUUCCACACUGGCAUAGUCGAAUUCAGAUUUUCUUAUCAUGUUUGGCCUCCUAAAAUGAUAGCAUCAGUAUUUGUAUCUCAUGUAAUCUAUAUAGAAUCUGUAAUAUAGGAGCAGGCCAAAAGAAAUGUGGCAGAUUCCCCUCAGGUUGCAAGCAAUGGCUAUGUAGAUCACUGCUCCUUUCUUUGCAGUCCCGAUUUCGUUGGAAAUCAGAUGCCUUUGUCGAUAGAAGAAAUAUGUUUGUUCUCACUUGGCCAUGGUCAUGGUCAAUCUAUAAUUUGAACCCAUGACUCUUAACCCUGAA